CAAUCCUACCAAUCUUUUCAUCCACACACACAACAUAGGCCGGAUAGGAUAUCAGAUUCGCCCAAUCCGCCAGACCAUCCAUCUACUGAGACCAUCUUCUCCAACCUCCGCUAGAAUGCUUCAGUACCCGUGUGAGUUUCAGACUUCCUCGGUUCCUGAGGUUUGAAACUGCUCUUCUCUUUUAGCAUAGAUCCAUUUGUUCUGCGUUUUAUCUAUGAGUACCUCUAAAUUGACACCACUCCAAUCGGUGUCAAUUGGCGACCGGUUCAAUUGGUGCAUCUACAGUACUCCAUUCGUACGAUUCCUACUUUCCGAACCACUCCCUACACCCCCACCCGGCCACUCUCCCCUGUCCCCUUUCCGGCGUAAUCACCAUUGCAGGAGCAAACAAACCCAAUGCUGCAAAGUUUUGGGCGUUCCGAAUUGUAGUUGUACACAGAGGCCUACUUCCUGAUCCGAAGUUGGAGUCAACUGUGAUGUCCAUUUGUAUGAACACUUCUGGUUUGGUAUGGCUGUUUCCCUUUGGCCUUAGUGCGGCAAUCAGUACCGGAGUUUCAAAUGAGCUUGGAGCAAACCAGUCCAACGCUACAAAACUAGCCAGAAAAGUGGUGAUGAUCACGGCCUUUGGGGUAUCAUUGCGCACCCUUUGGGGUCAUGUCUCUAUACCCCAGGCUUGAUUUCAAAACCAGCGCCCAACACAGAACACCAUGACAGAGGGUAGUCACAAGGGAGAGGAUCAUCAUCGCAUAAACAAUGUUUUGAGUUUGCAAAAACUUCACAAGACAUUGAAGGAUUGCAUAUGCGAAUACCCCAGUGAUCAUGUAAUAAGAAUGCAUCCCGGCUACUCUGCACAUCUCAGAAUCUUGAUGCAUGGCAAGGAUGAUGUGUUUUGUGUUUCCCCAUAUUAACGCAAUAAAAACACGAGCAGACAAGAGGAUGGUAAGUGCACGUUGCAAAUACACACCCACCAUACGAAGCUGCUGAGCUCCGAACGCAGUAGUGACAACCAGCGGUGACCGGCGGCGGCUAUGUAACCAAGCAUUUGUAGUCCAACAGCUUCGUAUGAUGGGUGUCUAUUUGCAACUUGCACUAACCAUCCUCUUGUCUGCGUGUGUUUUUAUUGCGUUGAUAUGGGGAAACACAAAACACAUCAUCCUUGCCAUGCAUCAAAAUUCUGAAAUGUGCAGAGUAGCCAGGAUGUAUUCAUAUUACAUGAUCACUAGGGUAUUUGCAUAUGCAAUCCUACAAUGUCUUGUGAAAUUUUUGCAAACUCAAAAUAUUGUUUAUGCGAUGAUGAUUUUGUCUCUUGUGACUACCCUGUGCCAUGGUGUUCCGUGUUGGGCGCUGGUUUUGAAAUCAGGCCUGGGGUAUAGAGGAGCCGCAUUGGCAACCUCUAUUUCCUAGUGGCUCAUGCUUUUGUUUGGCUAUACAAAAUAACCUAGCUUUCCCUAAAGAUGUGCCUUCAACCCUCAUACUAUGGUACGUCACAUGAUCAUUUGAGUUCACCACCGAACUUCUUCAUUAAUCUUUCAACAGUUAAAUUAAUUCAUUUAAUUUUAUUAUCUAUGGACGGAAACUGGUUUUGAAUAACUUUUUUUCCUCUUGCCUCCAUAAACAGUUUAAAGUUCUGGGUCUUCCAUAUUGUUGUUGUACUUAGCGGCCUGCUUCCAAGCCCAAAGUUGAAGACAUCAGUAAUGUCCAUUUGGUCUUAAAAGGUUGUGAUUAGAGUUCAAAACCAAAGGGUUGUUGUGGAAGGCUCCAAUGAUGUUGUCAUAGGAUAUGCCGUAGGAUUGCAAAGAAAUUGAUUGAAUCGAACAGAGUGAGCUAGCAUAUGCGUAAAUUAUUAAUCUUUUGUAGUACUCCAUUCGUCUCAAAAUUAUCUUCCUCUUUACUACCACGGAUUUGAUUGUUUGUGUAUGUAUUUUCAUUGGCCGUUUGAUAAUUAAAAAUAAAAUAAGCAUGUCAUU
Cuscuta campestris is the source of this 1967-nucleotide messenger RNA. Lineage: Eukaryota; Viridiplantae; Streptophyta; Magnoliopsida; Solanales; Convolvulaceae. The record is from the annotation of a GenBank genome assembly.